Thlaspi arvense is the source of this 5956-nucleotide messenger RNA. The record is from the annotation of a GenBank genome assembly. NCBI's taxonomy places the organism in Eukaryota, Viridiplantae, Streptophyta, Magnoliopsida, Brassicales, Brassicaceae.
AUAUUAAUAAAAAUUCUUUUAUUGCGCUUUCCCUUUCUUUCCGUCUCCUUCUCCUUUCUAUUAACACAGAGCAAAGUGUACACAGAAGCUUUGAGCGAAAUUAUGAAGGUUGUGUCAAGGUUUCACCUUCAAACAAUCCCAUUUCUUGGCGUCGGCAUCUGCACCGAGACUCAGAAAUCAAUUUCCAAAACCCUAAUAGCAAUUUCAUUUGUGUCUAGAAUCUGAGUGGUGUUUUUGGUGUAAUGAAACUGAUGUGGAAGUAAUCAUAUGCGAAAGAAAGUGGGUUAGGGGAAGAUGCCACAAACCAUCGAUGAAGUGUUGGUACCAGUACCACUGAGACAGAAGGAUAUGAGUGAGUGAGAUUUGAAUCUGUGAAAAUCAUUCAUAAAGGAUCUCCACUUCUCUAGAUUAUCAAGGGCUACUCAAUUACUUGCUCCACCAUUCCCUCACGCUCAGUGAGAAAGCGACAGGAAACUGCUGAAAAUUGAGAAGAUGAAGUGGCUUCUGCUUUUGCUCAUCGUCGUCUGCGAUGCAGUUCCUCUACAAGGACUCACCACAAAUGUCUCUGCGAGACCCAAAGUUGUGAACAUCGGCUCCGUUUUCACAUUCAAUUCUCUCAUUGGUAGAGUCAUCAAAGUUGCUAUGGAAGCUGCUGUUGAAGAUGUGAAUGCGAGCCCCAGCGUUCUUAACAACACUCAACUCAGGAUCAUCAUGCAUGACACAAAAUACAAUGGAUUCAUGAGCAUGAUGGAACCUCUGCGGUUCAUGGAGUCUGAGACAGUGGCGAUAAUUGGGCCUCAGAGAUCAACAUCCGCUCGUGUAGUAGCUCACGUAGCAACUGAACUAAAAAUUCCUAUACUGUCCUUCUCUGCAACAGACCCUACCAUGUCUUCUCGGCAGUUCCCUUACUUCGUUAGAACUUCACAAAAUGAUAUUUUUCAGAUGGCCGCCAUAGCAGACAUUGUUCACUUCUAUGGUUGGAGAGAAGUGAUAGCAGUUUAUGGGGAUGACGACUAUGGCCAAAAUGGGGUAGCUGCCUUGGGAGAUAAGUUAGCAGAGAAGCGCUGCAGAAUAUCAUACAAAGCAGCUUUGCCCCCCGAACCUACCAGAGAGAACAUCACUAACUUGCUGAUUAAGGUUGCUUUGAGUGAGUCACGGAUCAUUGUUGUUCACGCUUCUUUCAUCUGGGGCCUAGAGGUGUUCAAAGUGGCUCAUAAUCUUGGUAUGAUGAGCUCUGGUUACGUGUGGAUUGCUACCAACUGGCUUUCUUCUAUCAUAGAUACAGACUCUCCUCUUCCCUUGGACACAAUAAAUAACAUUCAAGGGGUCAUUGCACUGCGCUUGCACACUCCGAACUCCGUCUUGAAGAAGAACUUCGUUCAAAGGUGGCAUAACUUAACUCAUGUUGGACUGAGCACGUAUGGACUGUAUGCUUAUGACACUGUCUGGCUGCUUGCUCAUGCCAUUGAGGAUUUCUUCCAAAAAGGUGGAAACGUUUCCUUUUCGAGCAAUCCGAUUAUAUCUGAGCUUAGGGGUGGAAAUUUGCACCUUGAUGCUUUGAAAGUCUUUGAUGGAGGAAAGAUAUUUCUUGAGAGCAUCUUACAGGUUGAUAGAAUCGGCUUAACUGGUAGGAUGAAGUUUACUAGAGACAGGAACCUUGUAAAUCCAGCAUUUGAUGUGCUUAAUGUCAUUGGCACUGGUUACAGGACCAUUGGUUACUGGUGUGAUCAUGUGGGCUUGUCUGUGAUGCCCCCUGACGAGCUGGAGAACACAUCUAUUUCGCGUCCGAAUCUUCAUAGUGUUGUCUGGCCAGGACAGACAACACAAAAUCCCCGUGGAUGGGUGUUCUCAAACAAUGGAAGGCAUUUGAGGAUUGGAGUUCCAAAUCGUUACAGGUUCGAAGAGGUCGUCUCAGUUCAAAGCAACGGAGUCAUCACUGGCUUCUGUGUUGACGUCUUUGUUGCCGCUGUCAGCUUGUUACCUUAUGCAGUCCCGUUUGAGCUUGUAGCUUUUGGGAAUGGUCAUGACAAUCCAAGUAACUCUGAGCUAGUGCGCUUAAUAACCGCUGGGGUCUACGACGCAGGUGUUGGUGAUAUCACUAUCAUAACCGAGAGAACCAAAAUGGCAGAUUUUACUCAGCCGUAUGUGGAGUCAGGGCUAGUGGUGGUGGCUCCUGUUCGGAAGUUGGGUUCCAGUGCUAUGGCGUUCUUGAGGCCGUUCACUCCCCAGAUGUGGUUUAUUGCAGCUUCCUCGUUCCUCAUAGUCGGUGCAGUCAUUUGGUUUCUGGAGCACAAACAAAACGACGACUUCCGAGGCCCUCCUCGUAGACAAGUCAUCACUACUUUCUGGUUCAGCUUUUCAACUCUGUUCUUCUCGCAUAGAGAGAGUACCAUCAGUAACCUUGGACGAAUGGUGCUGCUAAUAUGGCUAUUUGUUGUUCUCAUAAUCAACUCAAGUUAUACCGCGAGCCUCACGUCAAUUCUCACAGUUCAUCAGCUGUCUUCGCCAAUCAAAGGCAUAGAAACUUUGGAAACAAACAAUGAUCCUAUUGGGUAUCCACAAGGCUCGUUUGUCAGAGACUAUCUGGUUAGCGAGCUCAGGAUCCAUGAGUCAAGACUGGUCCCUCUUCGGUCUCCAGAGGAAUAUGAGAAGGCCUUGAGAGAUGGUCCAGGAAAAGGUGGUGUUGCUGCUGUUGUUGAUGAACGUGCUUACAUAGAGCUUUUCCUCUCAAACCGAUGUGAGUUCGGCAUAGUUGGUCAAGAGUUCACAAAAAACGGAUGGGGAUUUGCAUUCCCACGUAACUCGCCUUUGGCGGUUGACGUUUCAACGGCGAUUCUGCAGCUAUCAGAGAAUGGGGAUUUGCAGAGAAUACGAGACAAAUGGUUGCUAAGGAAAGCUUGUUCCUUGCAAGGCGCGGAGAUAGAAGUGGAUAGGCUGGAGCUUAAGAGCUUUUGGGGAUUGUUUGUGGUGUGUGGACUGGCAUGCGUUCUUGCUCUUGCAGUGUAUACAGUGUUGAUGAUACGCCAGUUCGGGCGACGACACCGUCCUGAAGAAGCAGAGGGCUCGAUAAGGAGAAGAAUCUCACCAUCCGCACGUAUCCACUCCUUUCUCUCCUUUGUGAAAGAGAAAGAAGAAAACGUCAAGGCUUAGUCCUCUAGAGAAAGGCAGCUUGAAGAUAUAUAAGUAAAUGGCUCUAAAGUGUUUCCAGCAAAUUAAAUGCACCAGAAAGACCUCAUAAUGGCUCCAGUAUGUACUAAUCCCUCUUUGUUGAGAUCAAACUCUGACUGUAUGUACUCUCAUGGUAAAUUUGAUUUAAUAUCUCUGAAGAUGUACAACAGUCUGCUUCUCAUCUCAUGGUUACAAAAGGAGAUAUCUCCCAAUUUGCAACUACGGCAUUAAGAAUCCAAGAAAGCCUCUAUGUAGCCUAACCAUUAUAGAAGCACAAGCCAGUGGCAUGGAUUUGUUAUUAUUAACGUGUUCAAAAUACAGCAGGAAAGUUAAAAAAAAAAGGCAACAGAGAAAAGAAAGUCAGCCAUCAGAGAGAAACGAAGCUGCAGCGUCUUGAUGUUUUGCACCGACAGAGAAGAACUCGGAGAUAACUUCAAGGGGCAUUCCCUUUGUCUCUGGUACCUUGAGGUACACGAAGACCCAAGCAACAGCGCAGACACAUGCAUAAAUGCCAAAUACUCCCGCGAGGCCUAGAGAUUUGAGCAUGACGGGAAGAGUGUAAGUGACGAUGAUGUCACAGAUCCAGAAGGUGAGGGCACAGAUGGUGAUGCAGAGACCGCGCACAGAUGUAGGGAAAAUCUCUGAGCAGAGGAUGUUCGGGAUUGCUCCAAAACCCAUGACGAAACAGCAUAGGUACACCAUAACACUUAUUGUCGAUAUCAAUGCGUUUGCUGUGCCUCCAAGCUUCACCAAGCUCCCUAUCACCAGCGUUACUAGCGACAGUAUUAGAAUGGGGAUUGUGGAAAGCAUCAGAGACCUGAAAUCACGCUUUGAUACUAUACAUCCAUUAACCUCAUGGAAACAAGAAUGCAAGGAAGCAUCACGAGUGUGGUUAAAGCGCUUAUGAGGAGCGAAGCAGACUCUGCACUUAUUCCAAGGUUUUUCAAAAGACUCGACACACCUGUUUCUUCCAAUAUUUGAGUAUCUGAAGCCCAACUCCAACUAUCAACGCUCUCUGCACACCAGGUUCCUUGAGCUCCCUCCAGCCAGGACCAGCCUUGAUCUCCUUUGGCAGCAUUGCAGUCUCGCCUUUGAUUCCAGGAAUCAUCGAAGCUUGGCUCACAAGUGCAGCAGCCUGAAUGUAUCCGUUAUGCUGAUCAGGACAAUCAGCUUCUGUGUGGAAGGAGAGAAGCGAUCCACGUCGCGAGAAGCCAGUGUUGUGGGCGUUGUUGUUGUUGUUGGCAUUCUCCUCGUGAAUAUACAUUCUCUGCAAUCCUCCAUUGACCCUCUUACCAUCCGCACCAACCUUGUCGUUAUACUUCCACGCCAACUGCCAUCCACCGCCUAUGCUUGUAGCUGUCGCCGUCUCACCCACGUUCGCCAUGAAAAGGCUGCUCUGUCUCCUGUGCAUGGUACCAACGGUCCUCUGGUUGCUUUCAUCCGGCUCAGUGGUCUGCGGAGAAAGCAGAGGACUGUUCAAGCUUUCAUCUUGGUCAGAGCUGUCUUCGUUGUUCCUCUCUGGAUCCCACUGAGCCGACUCCUGCCUUCCCACCAUUCCCAGUAUACUUCCCAUGUUGGGGAAGAUCAUGCUCCGAGAUGAUGAGUUCAUGUUCUCUGCAGGGAUUUUCUCAUGAAUGCUACCAAAGAGAGUGACAACUGGGUCGACCAGGGAUGCGCCACGCUGUAACAUCAUGCUUCCUUGUCGGGAGGCCAGUGCCAGAGAGCUGUGUCCUUUCACUGGCUUAGCCAUCCAAGACUGUCCAUCCUCUGGGCCGUAUAGCUUUAUCUGAUCUUUCCUCGGCAGUUCAUGUCCGCCCUCGCAUUCCUCGUUGUCCGGUCCAAUCACAUAUUCUUCUAUCGACGUGUCUUUUCCCACCCCGAGCCCUUCCACAAGCAGAACAAACCUGAAACAUCUUCUCUUUCACGGAGUCUCUGCAGAACCUGCCUAGCUUCAUCCAUCCGUCCUUUGCUUACAAGCCACCUCGGAGAUUCAGGCAAGAAGAAAGCCGCAAGUGCAAAGGAGAACAUGGAAGGGAUUGACAAAACUCCAAGCAUCAGCCUCCAGCUCGGAGAUUCUUGAAGUGACAUCCCAAACACAAGACAAUACGACAGAAACAUCCCGCCGGAUCCACAAAACUGAGGGAAAGUGUUGAGUAAUCCUCUGAUCUCGGAAGGUGCGGUCUCCGAGAUGUAAAUGGGGACGAGUGUCACAGCUAAACCGAUUCCAAAACCAUCAAGAAGCCUAGCGAAAAGGAGGACGUAGACAUUGGGAGACCAAAACAUGACGAUGCUGCUCAGAAAAUAGAGAAGAGAGGAGAGUAUAAGCAUCGAACGCCUUCCUACUCUGUCAGAGACAGGACCAGAGAAAGUUGUGAUCAAGGUGGCUCCGAUGAGAGACAUUGCUACAAUCAGCCCUUCUAUCUUUGGUUCUUUCUCCAAAUGAAACUCUUUCUUGAUGUAAAUCACAGCUCCUGCCAUGGUGGCAUUGUCCCAGCCCUGCAACAUAUUCCCUAUCGCAGCGGCCAAAGCAACAAGCACUACGCUCCUCAUCUUUCUUACCGAUCAAUAACCGAGUUGACAAAACAAUCAUAUGAUUCUGAAUACUCUAAUGUCCUAAAAUCAUUUCUUUUCAUUAACCGAGAAGGAGAGAAAGGAAGAUUAACAAAAGAAUGUUUUGUUAAUCUAAUGGUUAUUACGGUUGUCAAAGAUGAGUAAUCAGAAGCAUGAUAAGUGGGUAAUAACGGUAAGAGAGGGAGAGAGAAAGAAAAGUUAGUUUGGUCAAGAGGAG